CGCAAUGGGGGCAACCGAUUAACAUGCAACAAUUGAUAAAAAUACAGACAAACACUGUAACAUCAGUUACUCACCUUCCUAACACAGACAACAAUAGAUAGAGAAAGAAAGAGAAAAUAAAUCAUCUAUCUUUCCUUGUCUUUCCUCUCCAGUAAACAAACAAAUAAAACCCUAGAAUUCUCCUUCAAGCUCCACUCUGUCUCUUUUCUAAUCAUUGAGCUUCUCCAUAGCUAAAUUUCGAGCUAACUCCGUAUUCAUUGAACUCCCCAUGGCAUCAAUGGCUUCCACGUGCUCUCCGAGCUCUCUCCAGCUACGAUUGGCUCUGAAUUUUAGGAGGGGAUCGCCUGCAGCUCUGAUUCGGGCUCGGGUCAGGAAACUGGAUACUCAUGUUCGUUCGCUAUUCGUGGCUCAAAUUGGAAAUGGAGGGGAACGGUAUCGUGAUCGAAUUGCGACUGGUGCUGCAGCGGAUAAUUUUGCUGGGUGGUCUGAAUCCGAUGAGGGUGAUCAAUCUGUUGAGUCGAAGUCGCAGAGAAAGCAACGGCUACGAGAUGAGCAAUUGGGAAAUGAAAUUGAAGUGGCUCAAUUUGGUGCAAUAGGCAAUAUAAAAUCACCAAUUCUCAUUUUAGGAAUUGUGGGAGCUGGAGUUGCUGGGAUCAUCCUAGUUGCAGGGCUUACCUUUGCAGCAUUGUCUCUAAGCAAGCGGAAUGCUUCAGGACCAAAGCAACAAAUGGAAUCAUUGACUACUCAGCAAGAAGUUUCAUUGCUCUCUGCUGAUGAGGAUGAUAAAGUUCAGAAAAAUGAAAGCGAGGGAAGCAUUGUAAAGCAAGAUGAUAACAAUCUGGAACACAAGACAGGUAUAGAUGUUGAUCUUUCUUCAUCUCCAGAAAUUCAGGAAGCAUCAAGUGAAAAUAAAGUUGGUGAUGGUAAUCAGAUCCCAUCAGUCGACAAUGCCAAAUUCAUAACUGGUACUAGUAAUACCAUUGAUAAUGAUCUUGUUCAAGAAGAUUUGCAAUAUGAAUCAGCUUUUGUUGAUAAGUCAGAUGCUCCAGAAAUAACUCCCAACUCAACUUAUUUGCCUGAUUCUGUAAUUACUGAUGAUAGCCUAGCUGCAAGCAUGCCUAAAUCAAUAUCUGAAAUAGGGCAGCACUUAGAAAAUGGUGAACCUGCUAAUUUGGUAACAAAUCCCAUCACUGGCCACCAAGGUGGAUUGCUUAGCUCUGAGGAAAAAGAGACUUCCAAUCCUUCAUUGGAAUUUUCUAAUUCCCCUGUUCAUGAAUCCAGUGAGCCUGUGGCUGUGAAUAUUUCUGUCACUGCAACAGUGGAUACAGUUUUAGAACCUGGAAUUGUUUCCAAAGAUGACAUGGAAACCAUAACCUCACUUCCAACACAAGAAAAUAUUGACCCAAGCAAACUAACGCGGGCCUCAAUUGAGAGAAAUAAUUCGUACCUGGAAGGGAGUUACUUGAAUGAAAGUGGAUCUUCUGGAACAUCUGUGUCAGCAUCAGCCUAUCCAUUUGCAAACGAACAAGACCUGGUUGCUAAAAAUGGCACAAAUGAAACCGGAACAUUUUUUGUAUCACCACCUUUCAGUGGUUCCUUCUCCUCUGCUGGUAUACCUGCUCCAUCUGCAGUUUCUAAAGCUCUGCAGUUUUCUCCGGGAAAGGUUCUGGUUCCUGCCGUUAUUGAUCAAGCUCAGGGACAAGCACUAGCUGCACUGCAAGUGUUGAAGGUGAUCGAGGCUGAUGUUCAACCUAGCGAUCUGUGUACUCGUCGUGAGUAUGCUCGUUGGUUAGUGGCUGCAAGCAGUGCUCUUUCAAGGAACACACUGUCAAAGGUAUAUCCUGCAAUGUAUAUUGAGAAUGCUACUGAACUAGCAUUUGAUGAUAUCACACAUGAUGACCCUGAUUUUUCAUCUAUUCAAGGCUUGGCUGAAGCAGGACUUAUCUCGAGCAGGCUUUCAAGUCGUGAUUUGCUUUCUUCCUCAGAUGAAGACCAAGGUCCUUUUUACUUCUGUCCUGAAAGCCCUUUAUCACGGCAGGAUCUUGUAAGCUGGAAGAUGGCCCUCGAGCAAAGACAACUUCCAGAAGCUGAUAGAAAGACUUUGUACCAACUUUCUGGUUUUAGAGAUAUUGAUAAAAUAAAUCCAGAUGCAUGGCCUGCACUCAUAGCUGACUUGUCUGCAGGAGAUCAUGGAAUAAUAUCACUUGCAUUUGGUUGCACAAGAUUAUUCCAGCCAGAUAAACCUGUUACAAAGGCUCAAGCUGCAGUAGCUCUGGCAACUGGCGAGGCUUCUGACAUAGUUAAUGAGGAGCUUGCACGUAUUGAAGCAGAAUCCAUGGCAGAAAAUGCUGUGUCUGCACAUAAUGCUUUAGUAGCCCAGGUUGAGCAUGAUAUCAAUGCAAGUUUUGAGAAGGAGCUUUCCAUGGAAAGGGAAAAGAUUAAUGCUGUGGAGAAAAUGGCUGAAGAGGCAAGGCUUGAAUUAGAAAAGUUAAGGGCUGAAAGGGAAGAAAAUAAUAUUACCCUGAUGAAGGAGCGAGCUGCUAUCGAAGCAGAAAUGGAAGUUCUUUCAAGAUUAAGAAGCGAAGUCGAGGAGCAGUUGCAAAGCCUUCUAAGUAACAAGGUGGAGAUGUCAUUUGAAAAAGAAAGGAUCAGCAAACUUCAAAAAGAAGCCGAGAAAGAAAAACUGGAGAUUUCUCGGUUACAGUAUGAGCUGGAGGUUGAGCGGAAAGCCUUGUCCAUGGCCAGGGCUUGGGCCGAGGAUGAAGCAAAAAGAGCAAGAGAACAUGCAAAGGCCAUUGAAGAAGCAAGAGAUCGUUGGGAGAGGCAUGGCAUCAAAGUAGUAGUUGAUAGUGAUCUCCACGAGGAGAGUUCUGCUGGAGUAACAUGGGUUGCUGCUGCAAAGCAGUUCUCCAUUGAAGGAACUGCAAGCCGAGCUGAAAAUUUGGUGGACAAGCUCAAGCUAAUGGCGAAUGACUUGAGAGGGAAAUCUAAGGAGGCAAUUCAUAAAAUUGUGCAGAGGAUACUAGUGUCAGUUUCAAUUUUGAAGGAGUGGGCCUCAAAGCUAAGUACCCAAGCUAAAGAACUUAAGGAUGCCACUGUUCUGAAAGCAAGAGGAUUAAUGCAGGAGUUGCAGCAUAAGGCAUCAGAAUUGAAUUUGGCCGUCCAGGAGAGGACAAGAGAGCCAAUACAAGGGUUGCAGCAACGCACCGAAGAACUUAAUGUGGCUGUGAGGGAGGGUACAAAGCGGGUUGCUGGAGAUUGGAGGGAAGGUGUAGAGAAAUUCACUCAGAAGUUCAAAUCAUGAAAUAUCUUUUACCUUCUUGCUUUCCUACUGCAUCAAUAAUAAAGUUGCUGGCAGUUGCUGCUGAGAUGGCAGGCAUGCAACACUUGUAUUACAUUACAUUUUGUAGUUUCCAAUUUUUUUUAAGAGGUAUUAACCAGACUUGGCAGUGUACCAAAUUGUAAGAGAAAAUUGCAGUUUUGUGAAAAGAUUUACGAAAUCAAAUUUGUUCUCAGGAGCAUUUUAAUU
Jatropha curcas is the source of this 3529-nucleotide messenger RNA. RefSeq lists its product as uncharacterized. NCBI's taxonomy places the organism in Eukaryota, Viridiplantae, Streptophyta, Magnoliopsida, Malpighiales, Euphorbiaceae. The record is from RefSeq and is a predicted model, not a curated record.